Closterium sp. Yama58-4 is the source of this 225-nucleotide messenger RNA. The record is from the annotation of a GenBank genome assembly. NCBI's taxonomy places the organism in Eukaryota, Viridiplantae, Streptophyta, Zygnematophyceae, Desmidiales, Closteriaceae.
AUGCAGGAGAGUUUCGAGGUUACCUCAAGGAAACCCCACUGCCUCGGAACGAGGCUAGUCCACUGGCUUGGUCGCACUGUUUCGGAAACCGAAGCUGACCCGCAGCAGGUUUCGAUAAUAGUAUUACCGAUGGCGGAAGCGAUGCCAGGGUUUGUGCCGCCAUCACGUACUGCCGUAGAUCUCGUUGUCGCGGCGAGGCUCUUAGUAGCGGUCGUGAGGCGCUAG